Ogataea philodendri is the source of this 270-nucleotide messenger RNA. RefSeq lists its product as uncharacterized. The record is from RefSeq and is a predicted model, not a curated record. The coding region runs from base 1 to 270 and encodes 89 amino acids. Lineage: Eukaryota; Fungi; Ascomycota; Pichiomycetes; Pichiales; Pichiaceae. The transcript has 2 exons.
AUGUCAUUAAGGUACUUGGCACCAAAAAUUCUGUCCUUUUUCUUGUCCUCGAACACGGCCAUCAGGUUGUCUGGAGAGUCCUCAGCCAUGAGAGUUAGAUACUCCUCAUUGUUACCCUGUUUGAGGAUCUUGGACAACGAUUCCAGGUCCAGACCCAGAACCAAGUCCUUGUCGCAACGGAACUCCUGGAACGAGCCCGCGUCGAUCUUAAGAGCGAUCAGCAGCACUCUGGAGUCGUCGAUUGCCUGGACAGUGAUACCCUGGCUCUGA